Molecule: messenger RNA, 969 nt
Organism: Hipposideros armiger (great roundleaf bat)
Lineage: Eukaryota; Metazoa; Chordata; Mammalia; Chiroptera; Hipposideridae
Product: olfactory receptor 52B2
Exons: 1
Coding region: 1-969 (322 amino acids)
Biological process (GO): G protein-coupled receptor signaling pathway
Cellular component (GO): plasma membrane
Molecular function (GO): olfactory receptor activity; G protein-coupled receptor activity
Source: RefSeq, a predicted model, not a curated record
AUGACUCACACCAACCUUACCAUCUUCCACCCUGCAGUUUUUGUCCUACUCGGCAUCCCUGGGUUGGAGGUGUAUCACAAUUGGCUGUCCAUACCCCUCUGCCUCAUGUAUAUCACUGCGGUCCUGGGGAACAGUAUCCUGGUAACAGUCAUCAUCACAGAACGUAACCUUCAUGAGCCCAUGUACUAUUUCCUCUCAAUGCUGGCCAUCACGGACAUCCUGCUGUCCACCACUACUGUACCCAAGGCCUUAGCCAUCUUUUGGCUCCAUGCCCAUGACAUUGCCUUUGAUGCCUGUGUCACCCAAGUUUUCUUUGUCCAUGUGAUGUUUGUGGGGGAGUCAGCCAUCCUAUUAGCUAUGGCCUUUGACCGCUUUGUGGCUAUCUGUGCCCCUCUGCAUUACACAACAGUGCUAACAUGGCCUGUCGUGAGAAGGAUUACUCUGGCCAUUGUCGCCCGAAGCUUCUGCAUUAUCUUUCCAGUGAUCUUCUUGCUGAAGCGGCUGCCCUUCUGUCGGACCAACAUUAUCCCCCAUUCCUACUGUGAGCAUAUUGGAGUGGCCCGCUUAGCCUGUGCUGACAUCACCAUUAACAUCUGGUAUGGCUUCUCAGUGCCCAUUGUCAUGGUCAUCUUAGAUGUGAUCCUCAUCGCUGUGUCUUACUCACUGAUCCUCCGAACGGUGUUUCAUAUGCCCUCCCAGGAUGCCCGGCACAAGGCUCUUGGCACUUGCGGCUCCCACCUCUGUGUCAUCCUUAUGUUUUAUGUUCCAUCCUUCUUUACCUUAUUGACCCAUCGCUUUGGACGUAACAUUCCUCGACACGUCCAUAUCCUGCUGGCCAAUCUUUAUGUGGUGGUGCCACCAAUGCUCAACCCCAUUGUCUAUGGUGUGAAGACUAAGCAGAUUCGUGAGGGUGUGGUCCGCCAGUUCUUUGAAAUCAAGGCUUGGUGCUGUGCUUCCCCUCUGGGCUGA